AUCUCUCUACUUCAAAUUCACUUCUCUAGAGAGUUUAAUUCACAGCAUAUAAUUAGAAAUACGUACGUACUUAGGGCUCCCUCUCGAUCUCUCAAACACGCGCCUAUCAAUGGCGAGAGAGCAGCAAAACCAAAUACUCAAGGUGCUGGACAACUCCAAAAUCCAAUGGUACCACGUCAAGGCUGUGGUGAUUUCCGGGAUGGGGUUCUUCACCGACGCAUACGACCUCUUCUGUAUCUCUCUCGUAACCAAACUCCUCGGACGCAUCUACUAUCACGUCGACGGCUCCCCGAAACCCGGAACUCUCCCACCCAACGCUGCUGCAGCCGUCACCGGUGUCGCCCUUGUCGGAACCCUAGCCGGCCAGCUCUUCUUCGGGUGGCUAGGGGACAAGAUGGGAAGGAAAAACGUGUACGGAACCACGCUCUUGCUCAUGUUCGUGUGCUCCAUCGCCUCUGGACUUUCCAUCGGAAAAUCUCCCACCGCCGUCACAGGAACAUUGUGUUUUUUCCGGUUUUGGUUAGGGUUUGGGAUCGGCGGAGACUACCCGCUCUCAGCCACCAUCAUGGCGGAGUACGCGAACAAGAAGACGCGCGGCGCCUUUGUGGCGGCGGUUUUUGCCAUGCAGGGGUUUGGGAUUCUCGCCGGCGGCCUUGUGGCCAUGGCCAUGUCGGCUGUGUUCCGGCAUGUUUAUCACGCGCCGGCGUAUUCUGUCGAUGCGUUGGGGUCCACUCCGCCGGAAGCGGAUUACGUGUGGCGGAUUAUUCUGAUGGUGGGGUCGUUGCCGGCGGUUCUGACGUACUAUUACAGGUGUAAGAUGCCGGAGACACCUCGGUACACGGCUUUGGUGGCGAAGAAUGGUGAGAAGGCUUGCAGAGACAUGUCCAAAGUGCUUGACAUUGAAAUGGUAAAAUCAGAAAAGCUAGAAGAAAACCAAACGGAUGGCAAAGCCAACAACACAUUCGGGCUGUUCUCAAAACAAUUCGUGCGCCGCCACGGUCUCCACCUCCUAGGCACAACCACCACCUGGUUCCUCCUCGACAUCGCCUACUACAGCCAGAACCUCUUCCAAAAGGACAUCUUCACCUCCGUCGGCUGGCUCCCUCCUGCCAAAUCCAUGUCCGCCCUCGACGAGCUCUUCACCAUCUCCAAAUCCCAGUUCCUCAUCGCUCUCUGCGGCACCGUCCCUGGCUACUGGGUCACCGUCACCCUCAUCGACAUAAUUGGCCGCUUCACAAUCCAACUGAUCGGAUUCCUCUUCAUGACCGUCUUCAUGUUCGGCUUAGCGAUACCGUACCACCACUGGACUCUGAAGUCCAACAGAAUCGGGUUCAUGGUAAUGUACGCCUUGACAUUCUUCUUCGCGAACUUCGGACCCAACACGACAACGUUCGUGGUGCCGGCGGAGAUUUUCCCGGCGAGGCUGAGGACGACGUGCCAUGGCUUGUCGGCAGCGGCGGGGAAAGCGGGGGCGAUUGUCGGGGCGUUUGGGUUUCUGUACGCGGCGCAGAGUCAAGAUAAGGAUAAGACGGACGCGGGGUACCCACCUGGGAUUGGGAUGAGGUAUUCUUUGAUGGUGCUUGGGGGGAUCAGUUUAGUUGGGUUUUUUUGUACGUUCAUGGUGCCCGAAUCCAAGGGGAAAUCACUGGAGGAGAUGUCGAGGGAGAAUGAAGGGGAAGAAGUUGAUGAUGACGAUGAAUCUCGGGGGAUUGAAAUGGUUUAGGUAGUUACUAUAAUUUUGUAUGCUAGCUCUUUCAUUUGGAUGUUGUUUUCGGUACUCUGAAUGUUUUCAUUUGUUUAGGGGAGAAUUUUAAAAUUACCCCUAAACUAUCAUCCAAAUG
Rhododendron vialii is the source of this 1841-nucleotide messenger RNA. Its product is annotated as inorganic phosphate transporter 1-4-like. NCBI's taxonomy places the organism in Eukaryota, Viridiplantae, Streptophyta, Magnoliopsida, Ericales, Ericaceae. Gene Ontology annotation, molecular function: phosphate transmembrane transporter activity. The transcript has a single exon. Gene Ontology annotation, biological process: phosphate ion transport; transmembrane transport. Bases 110 to 1723 code for a protein of 537 amino acids. The record is from RefSeq and is a predicted model, not a curated record. Gene Ontology annotation, cellular component: membrane.